Molecule: messenger RNA, 2145 nt
Organism: Apaloderma vittatum (bar-tailed trogon)
Lineage: Eukaryota; Metazoa; Chordata; Aves; Trogoniformes; Trogonidae
Gene: KBTBD3
Product: kelch repeat and BTB (POZ) domain containing 3
Exons: 3
Coding region: 55-1899 (614 amino acids)
Molecular function (GO): protein binding
Source: RefSeq, a predicted model, not a curated record
GAUUCCCGUGUGCCCUCAAUUACAGUUCAGUUUCAGGAAUAGACUGAAGAAACCAUGGCAAAUCAACGGGAUUACAUUAGCAGACCUAUUUGCAAUGGAAUUUCUGUUCCUGAAAGUAAAAUCAAUUGCUUAGUGGCUGAAGGUCAUGGACAACAAAUUCUAAAAGUACUACAAAAGUUCAGAGAACAAAAUAUAUUUUUCGACUUUAAAAUUCUUGUGAAUGAUGAAAUAAUUCCUUGUCAUCGUUGCGUACUGGCAGCAUGCAGUGAUUUUUUCAGAGCCAUGUUUGAAGUUAAUAUGAAAGAACGAGAUGAUGGCAAUGUUACUAUUAGUAAUCUGUCAUCCAAGGCAGUGAAAGCUUUUCUUGAUUAUGCUUACACAGGAAAAACAGAGAUAACAAAUGAUAAUGUGGAAAUGCUCUUCCAACUGUCGUCAUUUCUUCAAGUUUCACUCCUUUCCAAAGCUUGCAGUGACUUUCUAAUAAAAAGUAUUGAUCUUGUGAAUUGCUUACAGCUGCUUUCUCUAUCAGAAAGUUACGGUUCUGUACGCUUGUUUGAUCAAGCGCUAGAUUUUGUACAGAACCACUUUUCAUUGCUGCUCAGAUCAAGCGAUUUUUUGGAGAUGAAUUUUGAAAUACUACAAAAAUGUCUCGAGGCUGAUGAACUAAAUGUCCCUGAGGAAGAAUCAGUGUUGAAAGCUGUCCUUCAAUGGACCAAACACAGCUUAGAAACACGACAGAAAUAUCUGCCUAAUUUGAUUAAAAAAGUGAGACUACACCAGUUACCUGAAAAGACUUUGCAGGACAUUCUACAUUCUGAAGAAUGUUUACUUAAGAGUGCUAAUUGCUCAGUAAUAAUCAAUGAUGCAGUUAAAAGUGUGCAAAACUUUAGUGGACUGUUUCCAGAUGCACGCCCUUCAACAACAGAGAAAUAUAUAUUUGUUCAUAAAACCGAUGAAGAUGGAGAAAACAGACACACAUUCUGCUACAACAUCAAAACAGAUAAAUGGAAAGAACUACCCCAUACUCACAUGAUUGAUCUUCCAGGGUCAAGUUUAUCUAGUUACGGAGAAAAGAUAUUUAUAACUGGAGGAUGCAAAGGGAAUUGUUACAGGACUGUCAGACUCCAUAUUGCUGAACCAUUCCAUGAUGCCACUGACCAAACCUGGUGCUACUGUCCAGUCAGCAAUGAAUUCUCCAUAGUGUCAGCUAUGAAAAAACCAAGGACAAUGCACACAUCUGUUGUAACCUUAAAUCAGCUGUUUGUAAUAGGUGGAAAGACCAGAGGAGCUCAAGAAACACGAAGUCUUUUGGAUGUAGAAUCCUAUAAUCCUCUUUCCAAAGACUGGAAAUCUGUAAGCCAGUUACCAAGAGGUAUCUACUACCCAGAAGCAAGUGCAUGUCAGAAUAUAAUUUAUGUCCUUGGCUCAGAAGUAGAGAUUACUGAUGCCUUUAAUCCUUCUCUUGACUGUUUCUUUAAGUAUAAUGCCAUGACUGAUCAGUGGUCCGAGCUUGUAGCAGAAUUUGGGCAGUUUUUCCAUGCAACUCUGAUCAAAGCCGUUCCAGUGAACUGUACAUUGUACAUAUGUGACCUCUCCACCUACAAGGUCUACAGUUUUUGCCCAGAAACCUGUGUUUGGAAAGGGGAGGGAUCUUUUGAAUGUGCUGGCUUCAAUGCAGGGGCAGUUGGGACAGAAGACAAAAUUUAUAUAUUAGGUGGUGAUUACGCUCCAGAAGAAAUCACAGAUGAAGUUCAAGUCUAUCACAGUAGUAGGUCUGAGUGGGAAGAAGUUUCACCAAUGCCAAGAGCCUUAACUGAGUUUUACUGUCAGGUCAUUCAGUUUAAUAAAUAUAGAGACCCCUGGUCAUCUGUACUGACAAUUUGCUCUGGAGAAUUUUGAAACUCCCGAGUCAAAAGAAUCUCUUGAAAUGCACAAGUUUUAGAACAGAUUUUUAGGUAUUAAUUUACAAAUGGAAAACCACAUACUGUUUUGUUUAAAUCUUCAGUCUAAAUUGUAUGCUAUAGAAUUGCUUUCAGAAGAGUCCAUUAAAUUGUCAUUCAUGCUAGUCCUAUAGAAAGUGUUACUUAGUUAAUUUUAUAUGCAGGUCUUCUCUGUAAUUAUAAAUAAUUUGCAAAGUGAUACUAC